Arxiozyma heterogenica is the source of this 1779-nucleotide messenger RNA. It is a transcript of the gene KRS1, whose product is annotated as lysine--tRNA ligase KRS1. Bases 1 to 1779 code for a protein of 592 amino acids. The transcript has a single exon. The record is from RefSeq and is a predicted model, not a curated record. Gene Ontology annotation, molecular function: lysine-tRNA ligase activity; ATP binding; tRNA binding. Gene Ontology annotation, cellular component: cytosol; cytoplasm. Gene Ontology annotation, biological process: lysyl-tRNA aminoacylation. Lineage: Eukaryota; Fungi; Ascomycota; Saccharomycetes; Saccharomycetales; Saccharomycetaceae.
AUGUCUCAAGAAGAAGUUGCAUCAGCUACCCAGUCCGUAGCUAACUUGCAUUUAGAUGAAGUCACCGGUGAAAUGGUUUCUAAAUCUGAAUUGAAGAAACGUAUCAAAUUAAGACAGAUUGAAGCCAAAAAAGCUGCAAAGAAGGCCACUACCCAACCAAAACCUGCUCCAAAGAAGAAGAAGAACGAUUUGUUCGCUGAUUUAGAUCCAUCCCAAUAUUUUGAAGCCAGAUCUAGACAAAUCUUAGAGUUAAAAAAGACCCAUCAACCAAACCCAUAUCCACACAAAUUUAAUGUUUCCAUCUCCAAUCCAGACUUCUUGAAGAAAUAUUCCUAUUUGAAAAGGGGUGAAACCUUACCAGACGAAAAAGUUUCUAUCGCUGGUAGAAUCCACGCAAAGAGAGAAUCUGGUUCUAAAUUGAAGUUCUAUGUUUUACAUGGUGAUGGUGUUGAAGUUCAAGUUAUGUCUCAAUUACAAGAUUAUGCAAACCAGGAUCAAUAUGAACAAGACCAUGACUUGAUUAAACGUGGUGAUAUCGUCGGUGUAGAAGGUUACGUUGGUAGAACUCAACCAAAAAAAGGUGGUGAAGGUGAGAUCUCUGUCUUUGUUACUCGUAUCCAAUUGUUGACUCCAUGCUUACAUAUGCUACCAGCUGACCAUUUUGGUUUCAAGGACCAAGAAACCCGUUACAGAAAGAGAUACUUAGAUUUGAUUAUGAACAAAGAUGCAAGAGGCAGAUUCAUUACCCGUUCCAAAAUCAUCCGUUACAUUAGAAAGUUCUUGGAUGACAGAGAUUUCAUUGAAGUUGAAACUCCAAUGAUGAAUGUUAUUGCUGGUGGUGCCACCGCUAAACCAUUCAUCACCCACCAUAAUGAUCUAGAUAUGGAUAUGUAUAUGAGAAUUGCUCCAGAAUUAUUCUUAAAGGAAUUAGUUGUUGGUGGUAUGGAUCGUGUUUAUGAAAUUGGUAGACAAUUCAGAAAUGAAGGUAUCGAUAUGACCCAUAAUCCUGAAUUUACUACCUGUGAAUUCUAUCAAGCUUAUGCAGAUGUUUAUGAUUUAAUGGAUAUGACCGAAUUGUUAUUCUCCGAAAUGGUUAAAGAAAUCACUGGUAGUUAUGUCGUUAAAUAUCACCCAGAUCCUCAUGAUCCAACUAAGGAAUUAGAAUUAAACUUUGCAAGACCAUGGAAGAGAAUCAACAUGAUUGAAGAAUUAGAAAAGGUCUUUGAUGUCAAAUUCCCACCUGGUGAUCAAUUACACACCAAAGAAACUGGUGAAUUCUUAAAAUCUCUAUUAAUUAAACAUAAAUUAGACUGUCCACCACCUCUAACUAAUGCUCGUAUGUUAGACAAAUUGGUCGGUGAACUAGAAGACUCCUGUAUUAACCCAACAUUUAUCUUUGGUCAUCCACAAAUGAUGUCUCCAUUAGCCAAGUACUCUCGUGACAUGCCAGGUUUAUGUGAACGUUUUGAAGUUUUUGUUGCUACUAAAGAAAUUUGUAACGCUUACACUGAAUUAAACGAUCCAUUUGAUCAAAGAGCUCGUUUCGAAGAACAAGCCAACCAAAAGAGUCAAGGUGAUGAUGAAGCUCAAUUAAUUGAUGAAACCUUCUGUAAUGCCUUAGAAUAUGGUUUACCACCAACUGGUGGUUGGGGUUGUGGUAUUGAUAGAUUAGCCAUGUUCUUGACCGACUCUAACACCAUUAGAGAAGUCUUAUUAUUCCCAACUUUGAAGCCAGAUAUCUUAAGAGACGAAGCUGAAAAGAAGGCUGAAGCCAAAUGA